UUGUGCAGCUGAAUACGCUUUGCAAGCGGCCCACGUGGAGCGGCUGUUUAUCACCUUUUGGAGGAAGGACCUGAUGAUAUGAUAGCAUAAAUUUAAUCCUUCAGGCAUAUAGUUGAUUUAUAGAGCUGUCCCCACGUGUGAAGCCACGUUACUACGUCUUACUCAGAACCACCCUGAUAGUCAAAAGUUAGGGAGCUAUGGCAACUCCAUCUACGGAUACACCUACAGCCAAGUCGCUGGAAGAUGUCCACCAAUCCAAGGCGUUCCCUUAUGGGAUUGAUUCGGAGGGCAAGGCGAAGUCUGUUCCCAUUUGGAGAGUCACGCAGCCCCAUAUGAUGGCCUUCCAUCUUUCAUGGAUUUCUUUCUUCAUGUCCUUCGUGGCAACAUUUGCACCAGCUGCGCUGGUACCCGUCAUCCGCGAUGACCUCUUCCUUACCAAGCCCCAGCUAGGAAACGCCGGUGUUGCAGCCGUAUGCGGUGCCAUCGGCGCCCGUAUCUUCAUGGGAACCUUCGUCGACACAGUGGGUCCCCGCUACGGCUCCGCGGCGACGUUGCUCAUCACUGCUCCUGCCGUAUUCUGCAUGUCGCUUGUUACCGACUUCUCCAGCUUCGCCGUGGCCCGCUUCUUUAUUGGCUGCUCGCUCUGCAUGUUCGUGUGCUGCCAGUUUUGGUGCGGAACCAUGUUCAACGUGCGGAUUGUGGGCACUGCCAACGCUAUCGCCGCGGGCUGGGGCAACAUGGGCGGAGGCGCUUGUCUGUUCAUUAUGCCACUCAUCUUCGACGGCAUCCGCAAGCACGCACCCGCCUUCCAGGCGUGGCGCUGGUCGUUCUUUGUGCCGGGUGGCAUUUACAUUCUUAGCGCUGUGGGCACUCUGCUAUUGGGUAUUGACCACCCUUCCGGCAAGGACUACCGCGACCUGAAGAAGGAUGGCACGCUUAAGAGCAAGGGUGCUGUGUGGCCCGUUCUGAAGUGCGGCCUCGGAAACUACAGGGCUUGGAUUCUCGCCCUCACGUACGGCUACUCGUUCGGCGUUGAGCUGACGGUUGACAACAUUAUCACGGAGUACUUUUAUGAUCAGUUCGGACUUAACCUCACCAUUGCUGGAGCCUUUGGCGCCAUCUUUGGCCUGAUGAACAUCUUCACGCGCGCCACCGGCGGCAUGAUUUCCGAUUACGUCGCGAAGUACUGGGGCAUGCGCGGCCGGCUGUGGGCCCUAUGGAUCAUCCAAACGCUGGGCGGCAUCUUCUGCAUCAUCCUUGGCAAAGUCAGCAGCAGCCUGACCGGCACGAUAGUAAUCCUCAUCAUUUUUAGCAUCUUCUGUCAGCAGGCCUGCGGCGCGCAUUUCGGCAUCACGCCCUUCGUCUCGCGCCGUGCGUACGGCGUGGUCUCAGGGCUUGUCGGCGCGGGCGGCAACGUGGGUGCCGCCAUCACACAGGCCAUCUGGUUCGCGGGCACGGCUUCUUGGCAGCAGAAGCUCGAGAAGAAGGACGGCUUCGUUUACAUGGGCAUCCAAGCGACCUGCCUGACGCUGGUGCUUUUCCUCAUCCAGUUUCCCAUGUGGGGCUCCAUGUUGACCGGGCCCCGUGAGGGCGCUCAGGAGGAGGACUACUACCUGAGGGAGUGGAGCGCGGAGGAGGUGGCGCAGGGACUGCAUCAGGGAUCCAUGCGGUUCGCCAUGGAAAGCAAGUCGCAGCGGGGCUACCGGGAUCGCUCUGUAGUUGCUGCAUCGAACGGCAACGUUCAAGAGCCUACAGCUAUCAAGACAACGCCGUCAUAGUGGUUGUGCUGUAUCGAUAUCUUUGCGCAGACUUGUGAGCGCGGCUGGGUAUGUUCGAGCCGAGCGGAAAAUAAUUGUUUACGUUGAAAAUACACAGUUUCAUGUUGCGAUUUAAAACGUGUUUAUCUUCGUCUUCUUGAAACAUUUCCUUCCCAAGCGAAGAAGCUACGGUGACCAUUUAGACCUUGUGCAAAAGCGUUUGUAUCUCAGUCUUUCUACUGGCGCGAUGUAUUUGGAUGUCGUUUGCCGUGUGUAUGAGUUGGUGCCUGCAUCCUGGGCUCGAGAGCAGCGUAGAGUGGUGUUUACAACUGCAGGUGUACGAGUAGGUUUAAGAGCGGAAAAGAGUCCCUUAGGUGGUUAUAGAUGUUGCAGAUUAUAGAGAUGCAUAGCGCAUGGAUGUGCAGGUACUGUAGGUAGGUUGAGGGACGAGGAGCGAAGAAGGCUACUCUGAGGGGCUAGGGCGAUAUCGCUGACUGGAGAGACAAGAGCGCGCAGGGAUAGGGGCGUUGCCCAUUCCUAUGUGAUCGCGGAUAUUUGACAAUUCAAAAGUUAGGUAACACGUGCUCAGCAUAUUGCGACGUAUACGAGUGCGAGUACGAGUAAGUUUAGAUAGCCAAAACUACUGCUCGUUUUGCUGCUUGUUUUAGUAUUGCGCCUCGGUAUGCGUUGCAUACUUCGGGACCUGUUUUGGCAGCAGCACAUCAACAUACGAUCUGUCUGCGAUGUGGCGAUGAUGUAAAAUGCCCCGUGACUGUGCGUGACUGCGGCCGUUGUUGGCCGAGUGCCUGGUGCCUUGUUGACGUCGUACUCUGAAACUAAAUCAUGCUAAGUCCGGCUCUUGUGUGUGUUAGCGGUGUUAGUGUAUGUGUCUCUCGAUUUUGAUUAAAAAAGUAGCAAUGCGAUGAAGAUGUGCAUGUGUGCUACCUAUCUGUUCACUCCGAUAUUAGCCCGCUAUGCGUCCAGCUAAGGUUUUACGCCAUCCAAAGAACUGCUGGUAUAUGACUGUAUAGACGUUGGCAUACGUGGCGCUUAACGAUGCUGUAAUCGGUCGGCUUGAGAGCAGCGAGCGUGACGGUCUCCAUCCGCGUGCGGAGGUGCAACAGUGGGGAUGUGCUGUAAUGGACGCGUUGUCGGUUUUCAUGCCUGCAACUCCUAAAUGAUUGUUUCUCUGAUCUGCAUUGAAAUAUCGAGGGAUAGGGUUUAAUCACCUGUAACUGAUAGAUACUGCAGAAGUUUUAAAUACUUUGGGCCUGACGGCUGAAACGUGAGAAACGAAGCGGUACGUAUGACAAUUGGGGCGGGGUGUUGUUCGCGGGGUGUUGCAGACACAAUGUUCUUUCAUUGCUGGUUUGGAUCCGGGGGAGGCGAGCUAGAGAGCGUGGGUGUGCACAGGUCGGCUGUAGGCACGCGCUUGGCCGGUCAUGCAAUCAUCCGAGAUACGUGUGUCAAGCGCAUUCUUCCUGAUGUUGACAACUGUUGCAACUGGGAAGCCAUGGCCAUCACUGGAAACAGAGCAUAAGUGCAAGUACCCAUGCGUGAUGUAUGGCCGCGAACGUUGGUAGGCCCAGUAGGCCCACCUCAUAAAACGCAUAAACACGCGCUACUUUACGUUAAGGGCUAUCGAGAAACUCCAUGAGGUUAUGCCUUGGAACCCUCAGAUUUUC
Volvox carteri f. nagariensis is the source of this 3442-nucleotide messenger RNA. RefSeq lists its product as uncharacterized. Gene Ontology annotation, cellular component: membrane. The transcript is spliced from 7 exons. Lineage: Eukaryota; Viridiplantae; Chlorophyta; Chlorophyceae; Chlamydomonadales; Volvocaceae. Bases 198 to 1778 code for a protein of 526 amino acids. The record is from RefSeq and is a predicted model, not a curated record. Gene Ontology annotation, biological process: nitrate transmembrane transport; nitrite transport. Gene Ontology annotation, molecular function: nitrite transmembrane transporter activity; nitrate transmembrane transporter activity.